Molecule: messenger RNA, 957 nt
Organism: Macrosiphum euphorbiae (potato aphid)
Lineage: Eukaryota; Metazoa; Arthropoda; Insecta; Hemiptera; Aphididae
Source: the annotation of a GenBank genome assembly
AUGUGCAGGCACGCAGUCCGACGGUUCGUAUUCGAGAAUCACGGUUUGAUGAAACGCAUGUACGGCGAACAGCGACACAUAUCGGUGUUGCGCGCAGACAUGGACACCAACGACAUCGAAGGUGGCGUCUGGAACCGGCGGCGGGAGGAGUCGUCGUUGAACCGCUACGACUCGCAACCGUCGCCGCCUGCACCAACCUCGGGAACCUCCACCGGCACCGCUACAGUUAGCAAAGUUAGUAGCACUACCACAACCACGUCAGCGACGGCGACUACCGAGAACACGACCACGACCACUGCGUCCACAGCCCGGCCAUCCAAUGUCACCACGGAGCCCGUGGCCGACGUCGUGCCGCCCACGACGACCACCGUCGCGGAAGACGUGGAAGACAGCACCGAGGACGACGUUACCGUGGACGACCAGUUGCAGUUCGAAACCACCACCGAACCUAUAGCGUCGACCCAACGCACCGACCAGGUGCAGGAGCAACCGGGAUUCUUCCAGGAGUCGACCGGUGGUGACGCGGACAACACUCAGAAAUCAAAAGGCAUUAACGCUUGCCCGGUAAAGGAGGAGGUGGUCGCGCCUUUCUGGGCGAACAACACUCGCGGCGAAGUGCUCGCGCUGCUUAAUCUCUACCCGUUCGAGCAGUAUGUCCACUGGGAGCGAUGCACGUUCGAGAACAAGCAGAUGUUCUGCCGCCAGGGCUGCCGGUGCGAACAGCAGUACCGCUUGCACAGGCUGCUCGCCUACGACCCGUCCAACGACUGCCGCGGAAUAUUCUCCGACUGGUUCAGGUUCCCGUCGUGCUGCGUGUGCCGUUGCUACGAUCUGCCCAACGACCUGAGGAUCACGUCCCGCAGUCCACGCACCGACGGAGACGACGGCGCCGGCAGCAGCAGCAACGGCAACAGCAACGACCUCGACACUUGGUUCCAAAAUCCGUUGAGCUCUUAA